Molecule: messenger RNA, 1509 nt
Organism: Andrographis paniculata
Lineage: Eukaryota; Viridiplantae; Streptophyta; Magnoliopsida; Lamiales; Acanthaceae
Exons: 3
Coding region: 89-1204 (371 amino acids)
Source: RefSeq, a predicted model, not a curated record
GAAACCCCUCCCUCUUCAACUCUCUCUCACUCCUCCCCUCCUCUCUCUCUCUCUAAAAAGACAAAACCAAACCCUUGCACAGUCAAGAAUGAGGGGUUUCACUCUUCUCGUUUGGGUCCUUUUGUGUUUUGCCACUUGCCAUUCUUCCUCCCUCUUUAGGGAUGGGCUUCUGGACAAUGGCAAUUUCGAGCUAGCUCCGAAGGCCGCCGACCUCAACGGGACGAUCGUGCGCAGCUCGAAUGCCAUUCCGAAAUGGACAAUCUCCGGCUUCGUCGAAUACAUCAAAGCAGGGCAGAAGCAGGGCGACAUGCUGCUCGUCGUCCCGGAGGGCUAUGCAGCCGUCCGCCUCGGCAACGAGGCGUCGAUAAAGCAAGAUCUUAAUGUAACUAAAGGAAUGUGCUAUGCUUUAACGUUUAGCGCCGCUCGAACUUGCGCGCAAGAGGAGAGUUUGAAUGUAUCCGUGGCUCCCGACUUCGGCAUCCUCCCGAUCCAGACGCUCUACAGCAGCAAUGGCUGGGAUUCGUACUCGUGGGCGUUUUGUGCACUCUCCGCCAUUGCUCGGAUCCUCCUCCACAACCCCGGCACCGAUGAGGAUCCAGCUUGUGGGCCUUUAGUCGACUCCAUUGCCAUCCGGGCUUUGUAUCCUCCUAGACCGACGAGCGCGAAUUUGCUCAAGAACGGGGACUUCGAAGAAGGGCCGUACGUAUUCCCUAACACGAGUUGGGGCGUAUUGAUCCCCCCGAACAUCGAAGACGACCACUCCCCGCUCCCGGCAUGGAUGAUCGAGUCCCUCAAAGCCGUCAAGUACAUCGACUCUGCCCACUUCUCCGUUCCUCGUGGCCAACGUGCGGUCGAGCUCGUCGGGGGCAAAGAGAGCGCAAUCGCUCAAGUGGCCCGGACCAUAAUCGGAAAGACGUACCAAUUGACGUUCGCGGUCGGGGACGCGAGUAACUCUUGCGAGGGGUCGAUGGUCGUGGAAGCGUUUGCGGGUCGAGACACGGUGAAAGUCCCGUAUGAGUCCCGAGGGAAGGGUGGGUACAAACGAGCCGUGCUACGAUUUGUCGCGACCGCGACCCGAACCCGGAUCAUGUUCCUUAGCACGUACUAUCAUACGAGGAGCGACGAUUACGCGUCCCUUUGUGGCCCCGUCGUCGACGAUGUCAAGCUUCUUAGCGUUCGUAAACCAGCUGAGGUCUCGGCCUAACACCCAACUCUGAAUGGAACGCCUUGUUAUUUGUAUACUAAAAAUAUCCAACUAUCGAUCGCGGGGUUUUAUUUAUUUUUAUUAUUUAAGAAAAAAAAAAUUAAUAUAUGUAAUACGUUCACACAGAAUUAUUUGGCCUUUUUAAGUACAUAGGAAGAGGUGUGGUUUGGUUGUCAGGUGAUGUUGUGUUUUACGCUUUGAUCUUAAUCUUAUUAUGCUUUGGGAAAUAAAUUUAUAAAAUGUAUGCUUUCGAAUGUCCAUCAUACAAGAUAUAUGCAUUAAAGAACGUUUUUGAUUUGGUGUCA